Messenger RNA from Raphanus sativus (radish), 3196 nucleotides. Its product is annotated as glutathione S-transferase T3-like. The coding region runs from base 1177 to 3030 and encodes 617 amino acids. The transcript has 3 exons. The record is from RefSeq and is a predicted model, not a curated record. NCBI's taxonomy places the organism in Eukaryota, Viridiplantae, Streptophyta, Magnoliopsida, Brassicales, Brassicaceae.
UUAUAUUUAAAAAUUGCUUACUGCACAUGGUGCAUGAAAACACAUAGUAUACAUAUAUAUAAACAAACACAAAUAAACUGAUAUAUUUUCCGCUGUUGUAUUUCUAUGUGACUAAAAUAAUGUUCAGUUUAAAUUAGAAACAUAAAAUAAAAUAAAAAACAUUACAAUUUUACAUGAAAAAUUAUAAUUUAAGUGCUAAAAGAAAUUAACUCGUGCGUAGCAAGGCAUGAUAAAUACAAGUCAUUUCUAAGGUGGUCAACUUGCCAGGCUUUCUGUAUUGCGUAGGGUCUAAGAGCAUCAUUAACGCGCGUGUUUUGAUCAACGCUUAGCAUUAAGUAUAAUUAAAAAUAAAAAAAAAAAAAUAGAAAAAGGAAAAACACGGCGCUUAAUUAAGCCCGUGAAACCACGCUGCUUGUGUGCACGUGUCAAGAAAUGAGAGGGGAGAGUUUCGGUUACGCGUGAAACGAAACCAAACUUGGUUUUGUCUCUCUCUCUCUCUCUCUCGAAUCCUCUCUCCCGACGAAAGGCGAAUCGAUUUCGUCUCGGUGGCUCUGUUAUCGUCGGUGACGUCUCCCUCGGUGGCUCCGCGUCGACGAUCAAGAUGGUGGUUCUCCUAGAAGGCGACGGACCUCUCGCGACGCUGGCUCUCCUCUCAUCUCCAGGUGUAUUGGUGGCGAGGGAGCUCUCUCUCGGUGGAUAUGAAGCCUUCCUUCUACCUCGUCGAUUAGGUAUAUCGGUGGCGACAGAACUCUCCUCGACGGCGAGGAGCUCUCCUCGAAGGCGACGGAGCUCUCCUCGACGGCGACGGAGCUCUCUCUCGGCGAAGGUAAAGCUUCUGUUUUGUAUUGAGAUGGAUUCAUCAAAUAUGAUUCGAUUUGUUCUGUAACUAGGUGAAAAUAGAUUUGUUCUGUAAUUUCUAUACAUGAUUUUAUACUCUUCAGUGCUUGUUAUCAUAAUAGAUAUUGGACCGAGAUAGAUGAAAAUAGAUUUGUUUGUAACUAGGAUUCAUCAAAUAGUUACAACUAGGAUUCAGUUUAAGGAUUCAUCAAACAAUAGUUACUUUCACCUAGGAUUUGUUUCAAUUAAGAUGGAAGGAUCAAAGCUUAGUUUAUUUCUAUCUGUUUUCGCUCUUUGGAUAUUUGAUUCGUUUCUGUGUGUUUGUGUCUUAAUGCGAGGAUGGAGGCUACAAGACGAAGCAACAUAUUCAAAGCAGAGGAGUACAUUUGGUCUUCGCGAGACAGGAGCAAUGGGAGUGGAAUGGGAAGAGGAAAUGCUUGUGUCUACUCGUUUGUGUCAAGGGUCUGUUGUAUGUUGUAUUUUUGUGUCAUCACGGGUCUUGUAUUUUUGUGUCACCAGUGUGUCAUUUGUAUUGUUGUGUCACGAGUCUUGUUUGUGUCAAGGGUCUGUUGUAUGUUGUAUUUUUGUAUUGUUGUGUCACGGGUAUUGUGUCAACUCUUGUAUGUCAUUUUUUUUCUUGUGUCAACUCUUGUAUGUGUCACGAGUCUUGUAUCUUUUUUUUCUUGUGUCAAGUCUUGUAUGUGUCUAUAUAACUUUGCAUACCAAUUGAAACCAAAAUCACAAUCUAUCUCUCUUCUAAAAUCCACAAUUCUUUCUCUCUUCCAACUAUUUCUCUCUUCCAACUAUUUGCCCACUAAUAUGGCAUCUUCUUCUAAUAACAAUUUUGAAAAAGUAACUGAUGAAAGUUUUGAUCAACGUUUUGAUCAAUAUUUUGAUCAACGUUUUGAUCAACGUUUUGAUCAACGUUUCGAUCAAUAUUUCGAUCAAGCUCUCGAGAAUGUUGCCAUUAAUAAUGGAAAAAAAACCAACACCAGAAAAAAAAGACAAUAUAUUGAAAGAAAUCGUGAAGAAGGCGAUCUACGCUUGUGGAAUGAUUAUUUCAGCGAAACUCCAACAUACGAAGGUCAUCUAUUCCGACGACGUUUUAGAAUGAACAAACCAUUGUUCAUGCAUAUCGUUGAUCGACUCUCCAAUGAAGUUGAAUUCUUUCGACAAAAGAGAGAUGCUCUCGGAAGGCUUAGUCUCUCUCCACUACAAAAGUGUACAGCAGCCAUUCGUCUCUUGGCAUAUGGUAGUGCUGCUGAUACUGUCGACGAAUACCUCCGCCUCGCUGAAAGUACAAGUCGGUCAUGUUUGGAGAAUUUUGUUGAAGGAAUAAUUCAAUUGUUCGGCGAUGAGUAUCUAAGAAGACCAACAGAAGCUGAUCUUCAACGCCUACUUUAUAUUGGAGAGCAUCGUGGAUUUCCCGGGAUGAUAGGAAGCAUCGACUGUAUGCAUUGGGAGUGGAAGAAUUGUCCCACUACUUGGAAAGGGCAAUAUUCUCGAGGUUCGGAUAAACCAACAAUCGUUUUAGAGGCAGUUGCUUCAUAUGAUCUCUGGAUAUGGCAUGCAUUUUUUGGAUCUCCAGGUACCUUUAAUGAUAUCAAUGUUCUUGAUCGUUCACCUGUUUUUGAUGACUUAAUACACGGUCAAGUUCCGCAAGUCACGUACUCCGUUAACGGAAGAGAGUAUCAUUUAACUUACUAUCUCACCGAUGGUAUUUACCCGAAAUGGGCAACUUUUAUCCAAUCUAUUCCACUACCACAAAGUCCGCAAGCAGUUUUAUUUGCUCAACGUCAAGAAGCUGUCCGAAAAGAUGUCGAGCGUGCUUUUGGAGUCCUGCAAGCUCGCUUUGCCAUUGUUAAAAAUCCAGCACUUUUUUGGGAUAAAGUUAAGGUUGGGAAGAUUAUGAAAGCAUGUAUCAUACUCCAUAAUAUGAUAGUAGAAAACGAACGAGAUGAUGUGGUGUGGGUAAACGAACGAGGUGGAUACAUUCGGUAUGAUAUUUCAGGGUUCCAAGAUGGAGAAGGUUCACAUGUCGAUCUCAACUUUUCUACAAAUACAGAUUCAAUGAUUCCCGAUAUGAUUCCUACUGAAACUACAAUUCGUGAUAUACAAAUGCAUCAACAAUUGAAAGAUGAUUUGGUUCAACAUAUAUGGCAUAAAUUUGGGCAUGAAGGAGACAACAACUAAUCUCAGGACCGGAUUUCAAAUUAUUCUCGUUUAUUUACUAAUGUUUUUUUUAUGUUUUUAUUUCAAUUUAUGUUUUUAUUGUUAUCUUUUAAUAUGUUUCAUAUAAUAAGUCAAUUUUAUCUUAAAUAAAUCAAUGUUUAAUUUUUUUAAGCACCCCUAAAUAAGC